GGGCUGCUGCUGGUCUAUGAGCGUCUAUAAAACCAGAUGAAGUUCCCACUGAGCUGCUCUGACCCGCCAUGUCGUGCUGCGACUCGGGCCCGAGCAGCAUCCUCUUCAGCCUGCUCAGCCGCGGCCCCCCGCGGAGGCUCUGCGCAUGCGCCUCGAGCAGGCCCCAGGUCUGGCUCCGGUCGCUCCGGUCUCCCAGCGCGAGCCUCUGCGCAUGCGCCCCGAGCAGGAGCCGGGUCUUCCAGCUGGCCACCGAGGAGCUGCAGAGCAGCUUCAGGUUCGUGAGGAGCCUGCCGAGCUUCCGCAGCCUGCCGGUGUCGGACCAGCUGCGGCUGGUGUGGGCGGGCUGGGCGCGCCUGCUGGUGCUCGGGCUGGCCCGGGUCCCGGUGCUCCGCGGGAUCCCGACGCAGCACCCCGGGGUGCCCGGCGGGGCCGCACAGCGCCUACAGCUGGUGCUGGACAUGUGCGCGGGGCUGAGGACCAGCGUGAGGGAGGACGCCUUCCUGAGGGGAGCGCUGCUCUUCACCGCAGAUGCGACGGAGCUGGAGUGUGGAGACUACAUCCAGGCCCUGCAGAGGGAGGCUGAGCGUGCGCUCUACGAGCACGUGAGGACCAUUCACCGGGACGACCCGGCUCGCUUGGACGAGCUGCGGCGGGUUCUGGUCACCCUGCGCUCCCUGGAGCCGGACACGGUGGCCGGCCUCUUCUUCAGGCCCGUGACGGGACCGGCCCGCGUGGAGGAUCACGUGUUCGCCAUGUUUUUUAAGAGUUAAAGCCCAUCAUGCCAUCAAUGAUAUCUCUCAAUAAAUUCAUAGCUGUCUGUUAUACAUUCUGUGACGUCACUGUCUGAUUCACAAAGAAUGAGCAACAUGUGGAUUAUUUAUAACAUCUGUAUAUAUUUUUUAAAAUCAUACCUCAGACCAUUUUACUUUAAAAGAUAUUUGUCUGCUCACCCAUCUGUGACAUGCUGAGACAUAAUAAAGCUCUGCUUUCAUCU
This is a messenger RNA of Cololabis saira (Pacific saury), 994 nucleotides long. Its product is annotated as nuclear receptor subfamily 0 group B member 1-like. Gene Ontology annotation, cellular component: cytoplasm; nucleus. Gene Ontology annotation, molecular function: transcription corepressor activity; transcription factor binding. The coding region runs from base 69 to 770 and encodes 233 amino acids. NCBI's taxonomy places the organism in Eukaryota, Metazoa, Chordata, Actinopteri, Beloniformes, Belonidae. The record is from RefSeq and is a predicted model, not a curated record. Gene Ontology annotation, biological process: negative regulation of transcription by RNA polymerase II. The transcript is spliced from 2 exons.